AUGGUCAACAUUACGGGCUUGCUAUCUAGCCUCAUUACGGCCAACCAUAUUCUAUCCUACCACAAUGUGCUCGAUUCCUUUGGCCAUGUUAGCGUGCGCAACCCCGAGACCAACACGACGUUUUUCAUCGCCCUCCAACUAGGCCCAGCCAUUAUAUCCGGCCGGGCCGACAUUGGCGAAUACCACAUUUCCGACGGGUCUCCCCUCCCCGGCACCAAAGGCGGCUACAGCGAACGCUUCAUCCAUAGCGAAAUCCUCAAGCGAUAUCCCGAUAUUAACGCCGUUGUGCACAGCCACGCGGAAGAUGUGCUGCCGUUUACCAUCCUGCCCGAUGUCGCCGUAGAACCUACCUACCACAUGGCGGGAUUCUUGGGCAGUGCGGUACCGAUUUUCGAUAUUGAAAGCGCAUAUCAAGAUGGCGAUGCGAGGGAUCUACUCGUGGAUACAGUGAGGCUGGGAAGCAAGUUAGCCGAGAGGUUUGGGAGAAAUGAGAGUCGGUGGCAGAGCCCGAAACACAGCACCGUGUUGCAGCGGGGACAUGGGUUUGUCACGGUGGCGACGAGCGUGCAGCAGGUAACCGAUUGGGCGUAUUAUGUGGCGAGUAAUGCGCGCGUGCAGUGGAAGGCUGUUGUGCUGGCGGGGGCACAGCAGCAAUCUCAUGGGUGUGGGCAUGGCGUGCAGUAUCUGAGUCAAAGGGAGAGACUGGAUACGGCUGAGAUGAAUCGCUGGAUUGUGUUCAAACCUUGGAGGCAGUGGGUUAUCGAGGUGGAGAGAAGUGGGCGGUAUAUUAAUGAGUUGGGAACACCGCCUUUGGGAGAUGGGCAAUGA
Exserohilum turcica Et28A is the source of this 828-nucleotide messenger RNA. RefSeq lists its product as uncharacterized. Gene Ontology annotation, molecular function: aldehyde-lyase activity. Bases 1 to 828 code for a protein of 275 amino acids. NCBI's taxonomy places the organism in Eukaryota, Fungi, Ascomycota, Dothideomycetes, Pleosporales, Pleosporaceae. The record is from RefSeq and is a predicted model, not a curated record. Gene Ontology annotation, biological process: pentose catabolic process. Gene Ontology annotation, cellular component: cytosol. The transcript is spliced from 3 exons.